AUGAGGCAGGACGCAAAGAUCUAUGUAAGGAAGUGCGACAAAUGCCAAAAACACGCGCCAAUCCCGCAUGUGCCCGCGGAGACAUUAAACUCAGUAGCAAGCCCCUGGCCUUUCUCACAAUGGGGGAUGGAUAUCAUGGGACCCUUACCCACUACAGCCUCUCAGAAGAAGUUUCUACUCGUUGCCACCGAUUAUUUCAGCAAGAGGGUAGAAGUUGAAGCCUACGCAAGCAUCAAGGACAAGGACGUCACAAGGUUUGUCUGGAAAAAUAUAGUGUGUCGAUUUGGAAUCCCUCAGGCGAUCAUAGCCGACAACGACCCUCAGUUUGAUAGUUCUACCUUUAAAGAUUUCUGCGCGGAACUUCACAUCAAAAACCUGUAUUCCCAGCCGCGGUAUCCUCAGAGCAACGGUCAAGCAGAAGUGACCAAUAAAACCUUACUAAGUGCGUGGAAGAAACGGUUGGAAAAAGCCAAAGGAAAGUGGGUAGAAGAGCUACCCGGCGUCCUAUGGGCCUACCGGAUCACACCCGGAUGGCCAACAGGGAACACCUCGUUCGACCUCGCAUACGGAAUGGAUGUCGUCAUUCCAACUGAAGUGGGUAUGCCCACAGCCCGAACUGCCAUCCAAGGUCAAAGAAAUGAAGACGGUGAACUUGCAAGACACUUGGAUUGGGCGGAUGAGGCUAAAGAGGCAGCAUCCAUCCGGAUGGCCGCAUAUCAACAAAAGGUAGCAUUUUUUAUCCCGCCUUUUCUGACCGGGCCAAACAUGCGGUAUGAGACUAGGAGACCAUCUACUACACAAGGGGCGACUGCUUCACACCCUCAGAGUUCAGUGCGGCGCCCUCCUGCUAAGAAGGCCAGGAUUUUAGGCCCAAGCGAGUCAUCCAGAGCUUCACAGCCUGAGCCUCCUAUAGCUACACAUGCUUGUGCUCCUGCAAAUUCUGAGUUUCCUUCCAGGUACUAUCUUAAGCAGCUUAUGACUCCUCAUGAGUUCUUUUAUCCCAGAGUAGCAUUAGACUUUUACCAGUCCAUGACUACUCGUGGUGUCCCGAGUCCUACCUCGAUUCACUUCACCAUUGAUGGACAUCAUGGUAUUCUCGAGGCCAGAGAUAUUGCAAAGGCUCUACAGAUUUCUUUCGAGCCAGUUUACCCAUCUGCUUUCUGCCAGUGGUCCCCAGUAUAUUAA
This is a messenger RNA of Vitis vinifera (wine grape), 1185 nucleotides long. RefSeq lists its product as uncharacterized. Bases 1 to 1185 code for a protein of 394 amino acids. The transcript is spliced from 3 exons. The record is from RefSeq and is a predicted model, not a curated record. NCBI's taxonomy places the organism in Eukaryota, Viridiplantae, Streptophyta, Magnoliopsida, Vitales, Vitaceae. Gene Ontology annotation, biological process: DNA integration. Gene Ontology annotation, molecular function: nucleic acid binding.